CUCCAAUGGCUGGCAAGUACAUCGUCGCCGGCCUCGUCGGCUCCUGUGUCAUCUCGUACGCCUGCGACUACAUCGUUUCUCAGAAGAAGAUCUUCGGUGGCACCAUCCCAGGGACUGUCUCCGACAAGGAGUGGUUGAAGGCGACGGAGCAGAGGUUCCAGGCCUGGCCCCGCGUCGCUGGGCCGCCGGUCAUCAUGAACCCCAUCAGUCGCCAGAACUUCAUCGUUAAGGACCUCAACCCCUGAGGCCCAAGACCUCGAGGUUUGCUGUCGGUUGGAACCUUUACCCUGAUGGCGAUGCCUGUUGCUAAAUCUACAUAUAUGUGCUGGCUGUACUCUCGAGGCUAUUUUGUCUGUCUCAAUAAUUAAAACAACACUAUUGUGUAGGGCACCGUGGUUAUAUUUCUUCUGAAGAACAGAAGAGAACCUGAAGCAUAUUUGCUUUGGACUUUCUGUCAUCUUUCGUUUGCACAAACAUAUGUUUAUUUUCAAUUUGUGCUUGUCAGUGCAUCGGAGUAUGUGGCUUGCAAAUUCAGACCCUUUUCCUAACUCCAGGCUAGGAUCCAGAUGGCCUCUGAUCAUAGUCUUGUUUCUUAGCACUGAAAUAAUAUCCAACAUUUGGCAA
Triticum dicoccoides is the source of this 624-nucleotide messenger RNA. RefSeq lists its product as uncharacterized. NCBI's taxonomy places the organism in Eukaryota, Viridiplantae, Streptophyta, Magnoliopsida, Poales, Poaceae. Bases 6 to 245 code for a protein of 79 amino acids. The record is from RefSeq and is a predicted model, not a curated record. The transcript has 3 exons.